AUGACUAAGAAAACAAUAGCCGCCAGGAUGCAGCAAUUAUUCAGAACCCUAACAUCGUCGUCACUUCACACGCCGCCUCUGCCCUUUCUUCCUUUCGAUCUCAUUACAGAUAUCCUCUGUAGACUCCCUGUGAAAUUCCUCAUACAAUUCCAGUGUGUUUGCAAGUCAUGGAAUUCUCUUAUAUCUGAUCCCAAAUUUGCUGAGAAACACUGCCGCCUCUCAACUACACGCCUUGUCCACACCUUAACCUUUUCCAAUCUCCCAUACAAACACAUUCUCAAGUCUUACCCACUACAUUCCGUUUUCAUCGACCUGACUACUAACCAGACCGCACACCCCAUCACACAGCUCGAAACUCCUUCCAAAUAUUAUUUUUACUUUGUUGGUUCGUGCAAUGGCAUCCUCUGUCUACUUGCUUGUGAUUAUGCAGGCUUCGUUUCCAUUCGAUUGUGGAACCCUUCCAUUAGAAAAUUCAAGGAAUUGCCCUAUCUUCAAAAGCAGGAAGGUGUGAUGUAUGGCUUUGGCUAUGACGCAGUUACUAAUAAUUACAAGGUGGUGGUUGUUUUACGUGCAUGCUAUAGUAGUGGUAAUUCUUUUGAAGUGAAUGUUUAUACUUUGAGUACUGAUUCUUGGAAAAGCCUCCAAAUUUAUAUAAUGCCUUCUUUUAAGUUUCAAGGUAAAAUGUGUUUAUGUUUGAUACAUUGA
This is a messenger RNA of Medicago truncatula (barrel medic), 705 nucleotides long. RefSeq names its product F-box/kelch-repeat protein At3g23880. Lineage: Eukaryota; Viridiplantae; Streptophyta; Magnoliopsida; Fabales; Fabaceae. The record is from RefSeq and is a predicted model, not a curated record. The transcript has a single exon. Gene Ontology annotation, molecular function: protein binding. Bases 1 to 705 code for a protein of 234 amino acids.